CAAUCCGUGGAUGAGUUACGGACAAUAGGCGGGCAUUUGUCAACCACGGUCACGGACGUUGUGGUGAACUUUGCCGGUGUUGAACUACCCCUGGUCCCUUAUUGUCACGUCUGUUACAUCCUCGGAGUAUGGGCAGUGUGUUGGCUGCUGCCCCACCCAGUCCUGCCCCAGCAGCAGCUGGAGGUAGUCAAGGGGUCCCAGGGUUGGUGUCUGUCCCUCCAGGGUUCACUAUGCCCUCAGUGUCUUCAGUCCCUCCAACAUCUGGAUCUGGCCAGCAGUCAGUAGAUGCAGAUUCCCCGCUCCCAAAUCCAGGCACAUAUGAGGAGUGCCACCGCAAAUGUAAAGAGGUGUUCCCUCUGCAGAUGGAAGGGGUGCGGUUAGUGGUGAAUAAGGGCCUGAGUAACCACUUCCAGGUCAGCCAUACAGUCACCCUCAGUACCCUUGGGGAUUCUGGUUAUCGAUUUGGGUCCACCUACGUAGGCAGUAAACAGACUGGACCAGCAGAGUCAUUCCCAGUCAUGGUUGGAGAUAUGGACAAUACUGGUAGCCUGAAUGCCCAGGUCAUCCACCAGCUCACGUCUCUUGUACGCUCCAAAAUAGCCAUCCAGACUCAGCAACACAAGUUUGUGAACUGGCAGUGUGACAUGGAGUGUCGUGGUGAAGAUUUCACUGCUGCUGUGACGCUCGGAAAUCCAGAUUUACUUGUUGGAUCUGGCAUUUUGGUGGGCCACUAUCUCCAGUCUAUCACACCAGCUCUGGCUCUGGGUGGUGAGCUAGUGUACCACAGGAGACCAGGGGAGGAAGGAGCAGUCACCUCCCUCUUGGGCAGGUACACAGGGGACAACUACGUUGCUACAUUGACUUUGGGAGGGGCAGGAGCUCAUGCCACAUACUAUCACAAAGCUAGUGAUCAGUUGCAGAUAGGAGUCGAAUUUGAAGCAAACACAAGGAUGCAAGAAACCACAGCAUCUUUUGGUUACCAGUUGGACGUUCCCAAAGCUAACUUCCUCUUUAAAGGCACAGUUGACAGUAACUGGGUAGUCGGGGCAACCCUUGAAAAGAAACUGCUGCCGCUACCUCUCACACUGGCCCUCGGGGCUUUCCUCAACCACCGCAAGAACAAGUUCCAGUGUGGCUUUGGUGUCACCAUUGGCUAGACGUGCAGGGGCCGCCUGGAGCCAGCUCGCAGGCCACAGCUUGGACCCGCACAGAGACCCACAGGAACCUAAGUUUCCUAAGGACUAAGUUUUAGAAAUUGGAUUCAGAGACUCUCUUAUAACUGUGAUUUCUGGGGCAGAUAGAGAGACAACUACCAAGGAGCCAGGACUGGCAAAGCCAUGCCUUCAUUAUGUAGCCCAAAUGUCUUUCUUUUAUGGUGUAUUGGAUCUACCCAGAGGCUAGAGUGCUGAACGUCAGUGGGCAUGAGGACAUGCAAUGUGAAAAUCAUAGUAAGUGGUUAGACAUAAUAUAUGGCGGUCAUGUAUGAUGAUUAAAAUAAAUGUGAUUACUUUUUGUAAAA
Messenger RNA from Etheostoma cragini (Arkansas darter), 1519 nucleotides. It is a transcript of the gene tomm40, whose product is annotated as translocase of outer mitochondrial membrane 40 homolog (yeast). The transcript is spliced from 9 exons. The coding region runs from base 129 to 1157 and encodes 342 amino acids. Gene Ontology annotation, cellular component: mitochondrial outer membrane; mitochondrial outer membrane translocase complex. The record is from RefSeq and is a predicted model, not a curated record. Gene Ontology annotation, biological process: protein import into mitochondrial matrix. Gene Ontology annotation, molecular function: transmembrane protein transporter activity. Lineage: Eukaryota; Metazoa; Chordata; Actinopteri; Perciformes; Percidae.